AUGGCAUCUGUAUCCAGUCAGCAACAGUUCCGCUACACGCAACCUCCAUCCAAGGUUCUUCAUUUAAGAAACCUGCCAUGGGAGUGUACAGAGGAGGAACUUGUUGAAUUAGGGAAGCCAUUUGGCAAAGUUGUCAACACAAAGUGUAAUGUUGGAGCAAACAGAAAUCAAGCUUUUAUUGAAUUUGUGGAAUUAAAUCAAGCUAUUGCAAUGAUAUCAUAUUAUGCCUCGUCCUCAGAACCAGCUCAGGUACGAGGGAAAACAGUGUACCUACAAUAUUCCAACAGGCAUGAAAUAGUGAACAACAAAACUACUGCAGAUGUUGCUGGGAAUGUACUGUUAGUGACAAUUGAGGGCACUAAUGCGCGCCUUGUCAGCAUUGAUGUUUUACACUUGGUGUUUUCAGCUUUUGGGUUUGUACAUAAGAUUACUACCUUUGAGAAGACAGCUGGAUUCCAGGCUUUAGUGCAAUUUUCUGAUUCCCUAACUGCCUCAUCCGCGAAGGAUGCCUUGGAUGGAAGAAGCAUUCCGAGUUAUUUGAUUCCAGAGCUGGGACCAUGUUCCUUUCGCAUCACAUAUUCUGCACACACAGAUUUGAGUGUGAAAUUUCAGAGCCAUCGUAGCAGGGAUUACACUAAUCCUCACCUUCCUGUUGCUUCCUCUGCAAUAGAUGCAAGUGGUCAGUUUAGUUUGGGUUUGGAUGGGAAGAAAUUAGAGCCUGAGAGUAAUGUUCUUCUUGCUUCUGUUGAGAACAUGCAAUAUGCAAUUACCUUGGACGUUUUACACAUGGUUUUCUCUACUUUUGGGACUGUUCUAAAGAUUGCCAUGUUUGAUAAAAAUGGGGGAGUUCAGGCGUUGAUUCAAUAUCCUGAUGUUCAGAUGGCUGUUGUUGCCAAGGAAGCCUUGGAGGGACACUGCAUAUACGAUGGAGGGUAUUGCAAGCUUCACAUCUCAUAUUCACGCCACACUGAUCUCAGUAUCAAGGUAAUGUAAUUAUGCCCUUGGAUAUGUAAGUUUUUAAUAUGAGAAUAUUUUUCCCUGGAUCUUACCAUUUUUCGGUGUUCACUUCUUGGAGAUUUGCAUGGUAAAAUAUGUGCACAAUUAGGGGUGUUCAAAUUUCCGACAGGCCACAAGUUCCUACCCUACCUGAUCCUACCCUACCCUAUUGAACGAUUAGCCGCAAAAAUCAGGUAGGAAUGCGGAAGAAUUUUUGGUCUUCCGACAAUUUUCG
Ilex paraguariensis (yerba mate) is the source of this 1231-nucleotide messenger RNA. The record is from the annotation of a GenBank genome assembly. Lineage: Eukaryota; Viridiplantae; Streptophyta; Magnoliopsida; Aquifoliales; Aquifoliaceae.